GCGACACGCAAGUAAAAAUGAAAAAAGGGUAUAACGAAUGGGGUUUAUUCGCUUAGCAACGCGAAUUCGGCAAAGAAAUCGAUGCCCGAAAGAGAGUCGAGGAACGAUAAAAGUUUUCGGUCAGUGGAGCGCGCCGCACAGUAGUCCGCCCCCGCACGCGAGCAUGAAUUCGUCGCGACGAACGAACAUCUCCCUCGAAUUUUCCAACGCCCCCGAGGAGGUGCUCGUGCGACUGCUGAGAUUCAGCGGAGUGAGAAAGAUCUGCGACUUCUUGACCAGCCACCCAACGCUCGAUCUGCAUUAUCCGAAGGAAAAUCUGUCGACCCCGCUGACGAGCGCCAUCGAGCGAUCCGAUCCGCUGAUACUCGCCAUGCUGAUCGACAAGAUACCGGUCGAUCUGGACGACACCUUGACGCAGCCCUGCGGCAAAACUGCCCUCAUGCACGCGGCCUACUGCACGGACAAUCCGGAGGUGUUGCAGGUUUUGAUAAGGAAAGGCGCGGAUCCGAGCAAGACGGAUAUGCACGGAUGGAACUGCUUGUUUUACGCGAUUAUAGGAAGAAGAUCGAAAAACGUGAUGGGACUGCUGCGAGAUAAGACGAUCUCGAUCGAGUCGAGGGACGACGAAGGCCGAACUCCGCUCAUGAUAUCCGUUUAUCUGUCGAGCUACGAAAUCUUCGAGCAGCUGAUCGAGAUGGGCGCGGACGUGGACGCGAUCGAUCGUCACGGCCUGAGCGUCCUGCACCUGGCCAUCCUGAAAAGAAGCCGAGACUGCGUGAUCGCGUUGGCGAGGCUGUGUCGUCCAAAAACGACAAAGACCCUCGAACUGGCUCGAGAGCUGCUUCGGGACCUGCUACCGGUCGAGGCUAAUUUUCGGAUCGAAUGACGAAUGA
This is a messenger RNA of Trichogramma pretiosum, 893 nucleotides long. RefSeq names its product ankyrin repeat domain-containing protein 7-like. Gene Ontology annotation, biological process: regulation of barbed-end actin filament capping. Gene Ontology annotation, molecular function: protein binding. Gene Ontology annotation, cellular component: cytoplasm; nucleus. The record is from RefSeq and is a predicted model, not a curated record. Lineage: Eukaryota; Metazoa; Arthropoda; Insecta; Hymenoptera; Trichogrammatidae. The transcript is spliced from 4 exons. The coding region runs from base 38 to 886 and encodes 282 amino acids.